Molecule: messenger RNA, 2445 nt
Organism: Ictalurus furcatus (blue catfish)
Lineage: Eukaryota; Metazoa; Chordata; Actinopteri; Siluriformes; Ictaluridae
Gene: tomm20b
Product: translocase of outer mitochondrial membrane 20b
Exons: 5
Coding region: 121-561 (146 amino acids)
Biological process (GO): protein targeting; tRNA import into mitochondrion; protein import into mitochondrial matrix
Cellular component (GO): mitochondrial outer membrane translocase complex; mitochondrial outer membrane
Molecular function (GO): transmembrane protein transporter activity
Source: RefSeq, a predicted model, not a curated record
CGCCUGCUGGCCGGGGUCCUUCCUCUCCUCGUCUAUCCGAGGGUCAUGUACAAAACCGCAUUGUCCUAAAAAAAAUAAGCGCUGCUUAAGAUAGUAUUUAGUUAUAGAUUGUUUGAAGACAUGAUGGGCGGUAGGACGAGUGCGAUAGCGGCCGGUGUCGGCGCAGCGCUUUUGGUUGGUUACUGUAUCUAUUUCGACAGGAAACGAAGGAGCGACCCAAACUUCAAGAGCAAGCUGAGAGAACGAAGGAAGAAGCAGAAAGCAGCACAGGAGAAAGCAGGACUGUCACGGCUACCGGAUCUGAAGGAUGCCGAAGCGGUUCAGAAGUUCUUCCUGGAAGAGAUUCAGCUGGGAGAAGAGCUGCUGGCGCAAGGAGACUAUGAGAAAGGAGUGGACCACCUGACCAAUGCCAUAGCAGUGUGUGGUCAGCCUCAGCAGCUGCUCCAGGUGUUGCAGCAAACUCUGCCUCCACCCGUCUUCCAGAUGCUCCUCACCAAACUGCCCACCAUCAGCCAGCGCAUCGUCAGUGCACAGAGCUUGAGCGAUGACGACAUUGAAUAAGACGAGGUCCUUUUGAACACGUGACCCUCCCUGAGUGCAACCUUCUCCCAGCCGUUUCACUCCUCCAUGUUUAAAUUACUGUUUCUUUGUAUUCACUGUGCAAAAUAACCACCAAACAAUCCAAUAGAAAAGUUUCCUAAAAGGCAGUAAGAGCCUGUAAAUUAUACCACCCAGAUGUCUAGAAAUGUCUUUCAGCGUUUUGGUAACUAUUUUAUCAAAGUGAUUUCGAUGUUUGUGCUGUCCACACACACACAGGAGUUAUUGUUUUUGAAUGUUGUAUAAACGGAUAAGAACGAAGCAUGAUCUUCUGAUUUCUUUAUUGCAAAAAAAAAAAAACAGGUCAGCGAAUAUGCAAUGCACGUUAAUAACAGUUCCUGUGUCACGGACAAUAAGUUUACAUGACCCAACUCAGUCUCGUAAACCCUGUACACUGCACAUUUAUGCUAAUACACUGACUCUGCUUAUGGAAGGCUUUUCAUAGUUAACUGAUAAAAGCCCAAGAAAAGCGGACGCUGCUGCCACCACCAUGCUUCACCAUGAGCAUGGUGUUCUUUUGGCAAUAUGGUGUUUUUUUGCACCAUGCAUACCAUUUGGAAUUAUACCUUUUGGAAUUGGUUUCAUCACACCAUAACACAUUUUGCCACAUGGUUUGGGGUGAUUGUAUGAUUGUGUUUUGUUCUAUACAUACAGUACAGUCAGACUUUGCAAAGCUCAGAGAGCUCUGGUCUUAUUGUUAUUGAUCAAGAAUUGUGUUUAAAAAUAAAUUAAUAAAAAGAGCAGGGGACUUAACUAGAGGUAUGCAUCGGGACUGGGAUAGCACGGGAACCCAUUAAAAAGUUGCAAGAGGUUUUUAACUCUUAUGCGAGUGGGCCACAACCUCAAACUCAACUAGACAGGCCAUGUUCUUUAAAAUGAGCGCAAAAUGGACAUGGUGUGGUGCUCACACAUGUUUACCAUCAUCUUCAUGUUUAUCAUUCAUCUUCAAUGUCUUCUUUAUCCUGGUCAGGGUCCUUGUGGUUUAAGUGACUUAUUUCUUUAUUGAAAUUGGCCCAGCUAAGUAAUUACCAAGUACAAACAGGCUGGGAUUGGUCAAACUUUCUGAGGGGGUGGCCAGGAUUGGUCAUAUGCUGUGUUCUACCUUCUAAAAACCCUAAAUCAAAAUUUCCGACCGCGUUUGUCUUGAACAAAACGCCGCCUCAACUCAGGGUUCCUACUCAAACUUCUCCUCAACCCUGAGUUCAGCACCUGACAUCAUGUCAACAUGACUGCUCACACCGACAUCGGUAAAUGAAAUAACACUUCGCUAUUUUAAAUGAAUUAACAAUACUAUUUACUUUAGAUCAAUCAGCAUAGACACAUUAGUUGGUUAAAUCUAAAACACCAACUAUAGAGUUUACUGUUUUGAGAAAGUAAAUUCAUCAUGAAGUCACUAAUGGUGGCUGGCUUGUACAGAGCAAAACACUUUCAUCGAGGCGUCCAUGGUUUUUCCCAGCUUGAAGAAAAUGAUGCCACUCUGAGUUAAGCCUUCCUAGUCAGAUUUCUGUGGGAAUGGGCAUGGAUUUAAUAAAAAAAUAACCCACACCUAUAGACUGGUCUACAAAGCUCAGUUCAUUUGCCAGGAACCUAGUGCUGAGCUCAACAUUAUUUAACUUAACUCUAUUUGCAGUGAAUCUCUAGAGAUCUUCAGUGAAUGAAUUCAGCUUUGUAGUACAAACCUAUGUCUAUAAAGCAAAACUAGAGUUCCAUUCAUGUGUUUUUUCCUUUAUUAUGUAUUUGUCUGACUCUGCAGUACAUUUGAAGGUGUUUGUGUUUGCUCUUAUGGAGGUCAUUAAUAUAAUGGAGUCUUUUUUUUUUUUUUAACAAAUAAAAGAUGGCUAAAGCUGA